UCUCGCCUGCCUUUCGAACACAACACAAACUCAUUAGAAACACUUCAUUUCGGACUCCGAUUCUCACAACUCCUGUUCCUACAGUUACCCAAACUCCACCUAACAAAUUCCAACGCUGCCCCUUGAAACCCUCUCCAAAAAUCCCUAAUUCCCUCCAUAUCCUCCCCCAUGGUGAACGAGUUAGAGCGGCUUCGUCUCACCGGCCGGUGAUUCUCGCGUGCCUAACCCGCAUUCCUUUUCUUUGUUGGUUUGUUCACUUCUAAAGAUCGGUUUUUGCUCCAUUAAUUUGAUAUUACACUAUCAAGAACAUGGGAAGUACAUUUAAUCCUCAGAUUUUAGUGGAAAAGCUAGCCAAGCUUAACAACUCACAGACGAGCAUAGAGACUUUAUCGCAUUGGUGUAUUUUUCAUAUGAAUAAGGCCAAGCAAGUUGUAGAAACAUGGGACAGACGAUUUCAUUGCUCUCCACGUGAGCAGAGAUUGGCUUUUCUGUAUCUUGCAAAUGACAUCUUGCAGAAUAGUAGAAGAAAAGGUUCUGAGUUUGUUGGUGAAUUUUGGAAGGUUCUUCCAGAUGCUCUUCGUGAUGUGAUGGAUAAUGGAGACGAGUUUGGAAGAAAUGCUGCACGACGGCUGAUUAAUAUUUGGGAGGAGAGGAAAGUUUUUGGUUCUCGAGGGCAAAUUCUGAAGGAAGAGCUUGUGGGAAGGCACCUGGAAAAUUACAACAGAAAUGGGAAGCAUCAGGGCAUGAAAUUGCAGAAGCAGCCUAUUGGAAAUACAGUGGACAAAAUAGUCUCAGGUUAUCAAGUUGUCUAUGGUGGCCAGAUUGAUGAAGACGUUGUAUUGAACAAAUGUAGGAAUGCUAUUAGCUCUAUUGAGAAAGUAGAGAAGGAAAUUGGUAGUGACAUCCAUUCUGGUAUUACCCGCAUUGCCUUCUUUAGACAGCCGCUAUAAAUACGUUUGUUAAUGUUUGACUAUAUAAUCUGUUUAUGGAAUGAACAAUAUUCAGUUAUUG
Pistacia vera is the source of this 1011-nucleotide messenger RNA. Its product is annotated as regulation of nuclear pre-mRNA domain-containing protein 1B-like. Gene Ontology annotation, biological process: mRNA 3'-end processing. Gene Ontology annotation, molecular function: RNA polymerase II complex binding. Gene Ontology annotation, cellular component: RNA polymerase II, holoenzyme. The transcript has 5 exons. Lineage: Eukaryota; Viridiplantae; Streptophyta; Magnoliopsida; Sapindales; Anacardiaceae. Bases 309 to 950 code for a protein of 213 amino acids. The record is from RefSeq and is a predicted model, not a curated record.